This is a messenger RNA of Trichomonas vaginalis G3, 1491 nucleotides long. RefSeq names its product serine-type peptidase protein. The record is from RefSeq and is a predicted model, not a curated record. NCBI's taxonomy places the organism in Eukaryota, Parabasalia, Trichomonadida, Trichomonadidae. Gene Ontology annotation, biological process: proteolysis. The transcript has a single exon. Bases 1 to 1491 code for a protein of 496 amino acids. Gene Ontology annotation, molecular function: serine-type exopeptidase activity; dipeptidyl-peptidase activity.
AUGCCUGAGGAUGCAUUAAAUUUCACUCAGAAACUAGAUCAUUUCGAUGCUUCUUCUCAAGAAACGUUUAAUCAAAGAUAUUACAAAAUAACGAAAAAUUCAACCGCAAAUGUUUCUGCAUUAUUUUUCUAUAUAGGUGGUGAAGCUCCGUUGAUAGGAAAGAGAAUGCUUAGUCUUGCUCCUGUUGAUCUUGCCGAAAAAAAUAACGCAGUUCUUUUUGGUUUAGAGCACCGCUUCUUCGGAAACUCAGCACCUACAAAUCUUACAAUCGAAAACCUCAAAUAUUUAACAAUUGAACAAGGUCUUGCCGAUCUUGCUCAUUUUAUCAACGCAAUGAAGCAAGAUUAUGAUCAUACUGUACGUAUUGGCGUAAUCGGUGGUUCUUAUCCAGGUGCACUAUCUUCCUGGUUCCGCCUUUUAUAUCCACACCUUGCAGACGUUUCUUGGGCUUCAUCAGCUCCUGUCGAAGCUAAGAACAACUUUACAGAAUACGACUAUCACUGCUACGAAGCAAUUACAUCUGUUGGUGGCGACAAAUGCUCUGAAAAUACAAGAAAAGCAUUUCAAUACCUUGAAACAGAAGAUUACAACGAAGUUGCAAAGAAAUUCAUCGGUAAUGAUACUCCUCCUGAGGACCAUGCCACUCUUUACUACAUGGUUGCUGAUACAAUCGCUACUCCAGUUCAAUACAAGAGAUCUUCAGAAAAUUUAACAUAUUUAUGCGAUUUAAUGAAUAAACUUCCAGAAAAGGCCACGAAAACGGAAUAUAUCGACGUACUUGCUAAAGUUACUAAGGAAAUCCUCCAAGGAGAGUCAAUUUGGGAUUCUGAUCUUACACAAUACACAGAUGUAUCAAUAGACGCUCCCACAAAGGAUGGCAGAGCAUGGACAUGGAUGACAUGCAACCAGGUUGGCUGGUUCCAGACUGCUUCCGGUAAAUUAAGAUCAGAUUCGAUAAAUCUUGAAUAUUUCGACAGAGUCUGCCGUAAAUUAUUCAACAGAGGAAUUCCUAAUGACAAAUUGACCAAUCAGAGGUUCGGAGGAAAGAAUGCCAGAGGAACUUCAACUUAUUUCAUUAAUGGAGCUGUAGAUCCAUGGUCUACAAUGUCCAUAACAACAGAAGAUAGAUCAAUCAACAGAUUAGUUAAGGUUAUCCCUAAUUCUUACCAUUGUGACGAUUUAUAUCAAAAUGUCACCGGAGAAGUAUUAGAAGCACAACAACACGUCUUCAACUUCACUUCAAAUAUCCUCAAAGGACGCAAAUGCAACCAUGAAGGAGGCUACGAAGUCCUUGGAAACUGCAUUUGCAAAGAAGCCUACGCUGGCGAGUUCUGCGAGAUCAGUGUUCCAACAAGAGAACACUUUAAAGUUGUUACAGUGGCGUCGGUUGUUGUACCUACGUUUUUGCUUCUUAUUAUCGGUGGUAUUGUAUGGGUUUGCGGAAAGAAGGAAGAUAGUGACUUUGGAGCACGCCCAGCUUUAUAUACUUAA